AUGAAUAAUAAUGAUACAGCUCACACUUUAUUUAAACCAAUUGAUACAAAUCGAGAUGAACAUAUUGAGAAAAAUGAAUUUCAUGCUUGGAUUUCAAAUAAUGAAGAAUUGCCUUCUUCAUCAUAUGAAGCAGCAACUAGUAGACUUAAUCGUUAUGAUGAUACUACUACUCGAUUUGAUCGAUAUAAAUAUCAAGAUAGUUUUCAAGAUGAUUUGGGAUAUACGGCUGAUAAAUAUACUUCAUAUGGAACUAGGAAAUGGAUGCAUGAACCGGUGAUUAAUACAAAUAGUUCAGAAGAAACCAAUUAUUAUCUGGAAAGAUUAGGUGCAAAUAUUUAUAAGGAUUCUAGUCCAAAAAUUAUUCGACGAGCAAGAAGUGAAAGUCCAGUAAAACAAGAACAACGAGUUUUUGUUCGAUAUCUUCAACCACCACCUGUUCCACCACCAGGACCUCUCAUUAUCAAAGAAGUGCGUCCACGACAACCAUCGCCACCUCUAUCACUUGUCAUACACGAACAUGCACCAUCUCCACCUUCACCACCUCCACUUAUCUUACGUGAACGGCCCCCCACACCACCGAAAUAUAUUCCUAGUGAAACAAUUAUUCGUACCUUACCUGUUUUACCCGCUCCACCACGAUCAGUUGUCAUCGAACGUUUUUCACUUCCUCCAGACAACCCACGCGAUAUUGUAAUCGAACGACGGAUUCUAUAUGGACCUCAAUUUGAAAGCCGUACGAUUGUUGAACACGCUCCUUCUACUCUGCAAUAUAGGGUGUCUAUUCGAAAAUAUCAACAAGUUCGUGUUACCAACGAAGAUCCUGACGGUUAUAGAACUCGUGAUGGAUCAUCUCUUUUAGAUCCAGCAACAUCUAUUAGACAAACUCGCAACACUGGUGUUAUGAGAGAUAUAUCGCCUCCAGCACGAUCAUCCUCAUUAUAUACAACUACACGUGGAUAUAGUAUUCAUUUUGAUCGAUCGAAUGAUAUAAUUAAUAGAGAUUAUUCAUCAACAGUUCGAAUUAAUAGUGGAGGAUACCAAUAA
Rotaria sordida is the source of this 1044-nucleotide messenger RNA. The record is from the annotation of a GenBank genome assembly. Lineage: Eukaryota; Metazoa; Rotifera; Eurotatoria; Philodinida; Philodinidae.